Molecule: messenger RNA, 4895 nt
Organism: Rhincodon typus (whale shark)
Lineage: Eukaryota; Metazoa; Chordata; Chondrichthyes; Orectolobiformes; Rhincodontidae
Product: regulator of microtubule dynamics protein 2
Exons: 10
Coding region: 557-1852 (431 amino acids)
Cellular component (GO): mitotic spindle pole; cytoplasm; spindle microtubule
Molecular function (GO): microtubule binding
Source: RefSeq, a predicted model, not a curated record
GUUAAUAUGCCUAUGAAACGCUAAGUGAACCCAAGUUGACGUUGAGCAAACACCGAAAUGCAGCCGAUUUUUCAUUUAAUUAUAGGUGAACCGUCAACAGUUAUGGCGUAUGGUAGAUGGAGCAAAAAAUGUCAUUCGCUGUAAUGUUGCGCAAUGGGUUGUAAAUAGAAAUAAAUUUUCAGAGGAUUUCAGAGCUAUGAAUUGAAAUAAUCAUUUUGCGGUGGCAGAUCAAUAAUUUACGACAAUGAACUUUUUUAUAAAAGAAUGUAAAAACUACCUCUCAGUGAGUGCUCAAUAGACUUUCGCUUUCCUGCUGUCACUCACGGUGCAAAAAUAGGCUGUUGCAGCCGGGAGUAGAGAAUUCCGAGUGGGCGGUUAUUAACCGCGUGUGACAGCAGACGAGGGGAGAAGUUGUUUUGUUGUUGGAGCUAAUAACAGCGAGUUGUUCUGUAUGAAGGUUAAUGUGAGGGUGAGCAGCUGGCGAUUAGAUUCCAGAUUGUAGAUGCUGCUCGCGCUCACUUCUAACCGACUAUAGCAACGGCUAGCGCUCGCGGGCAUGACGCAGUCAACCGAUGGCAAGGCCCUGGUGUUGGGCUUGUUAGCGGGGGUGGGAAUCGGAGUGGCCGGCCUCACGCUGGCGGUCUCCUGGUACCGAAGGACCAAAGAGAACGAAGGCAGCAUCACCGCAGUGAGGAGUCGGGCCGAGUUUCGCAACCGUUUAAAAGCCUCCGGUCCCAGGCCGCCCUCCCCGCGUCAGGCCGACAUCUUGGAGACGCUUAGCGGGCUGAUCCGUAGCCUGGAGGAGGUGAAGGGCGAGGUGCAAAGCCUGAAGGAGGCCGUGCCUCGCCUGGAGGAACAAGUGCGGAAAGAACUUAGUCAGUUCGGGCCGGAGCGGAGUCCGAGAAAGGCGGCCAGGAAGAGAAAGAGAAGCGAACGAGUCCUGGAGGAUGGAGAUGCAGAUGCAGAUGCAGAUGCAGAUGCUGCAGCUGUUCGUUUUGCUUCUCUCAGCUCCGAGGAGGUGGAGAGUGAAGGGGGCUAUAUCACAGCACAUACGGAUACAGAAGAAGAAUCUGAAGAAGAAAAGGUGAUAUGUUCGAUAGUAAACACUACAUCGGGAUCUUCACUACAAGAAGGCAGCCAGACCAGGGAAUUCGAUAUCCUCAUCCAGAAAGCAGAUAAUCUACAUGAGAAUCCAGAAUUGGAUAAGGAGGAAGGAUUCCAAUUAUUGUUAGAAAGAAAAGACCAGUUUUGGGACCAAGUGGAAUUUCUAUGGCGAUUAGCACGGGCAUAUGCUGACAUGCAUGACAUAGCAGUGGAUAUAGAAGACAAGAAAAACUAUGCAGUAAUUGGUAAGGAGAUAGCUAUGGAUGCAGUUAAACUGGGUCCCCAGAGUGCUGAUAGCCACAUGUGGCUUGCAAUUGUUUGUGGGCAUCUUUCUGAAUAUGGAAGUGUACAGUCCAAAAUCAAAAAUGGCUCUCUUUUCAAAGACCACAUAGACAAAGCAAUUGAGUUGAGACCACAGGAUCCUAAGCUGUAUCAUCUACUAGGAAGAUGGUGCUAUGCAGCCUCGAAGCUGUCAUGGCUUGAAAGAAAGGUGGCUGCAACAUUGUUUAACGAACCACCAAAUUCAACCAUACAGGAUGCUUUGCAAUAUUUCCUCAAGGUGGAAGAACUACAUCCAAGGUAUUCCAAAACUAAUUGUGUAUAUAUAACAAAGUGUUACAGAGAACUUGGCCAGACCAACAAUGCAGAAAUGUGGUGUGACAUGGCAGCAUCCUUUCCCUCCAGUGCAAAGGCAAGGAUUAAGAGGGAAAGUGAGAAGCGGUUACAAAGACAGAUGGUGAUGGAGUAAGGAAGUUUUUGGUUAUCAUUGCAUUCUAGAAUUAUCCUGGAAAAGUGAAGAGUUUUGGAAGAGAACAGGACAUGAUAUAGACUUGAACGGUUGUUGUAAAGUGGAUUUUCUACCUCAAUCAAGUGGCAAUGAAAAAGACAACAGAUCUCACUGCCCUUAGAUUAGAAAGCACAAGUUUGCUUACAUUCUGCUUCCCCUCAAAAUCAUGGGCUUUCACCAAGCGGCUAUUGGUGGUUCAAGUCCAUCACUAACGCCAAUGGUAACAGGUAUUUAUUCUCAUCUGACUGGAUUUGGACUAUGUGUGGGUGUACAGUGAGAGAGGUUAACAUGAAGUACGUGAUGACACUGCCUGAAAUUAUGAAACAGCCUAUGAUAUUUUUGCACAAUGUUUUAACAGUUCACUGUGAUAUCUUGGAUUUGCAGAAUUAAUUUUUAGAGAUUAACCCAUGUCUGUAUUAAGACAACAUUUAUUAGAUGACUGAGGAUCCUUUUGCUUUUCAGUGCAUAAAUAACCAUUCUAAAAGUAUGUGGUAAUAUUUCUAUGUCAGAUUGAAAGAGCCAACUCAUACUUCCUGUUUUGUGGUAUUGAAAAAAACCAAAUACUAGAAAGAGAUAGCACAAAUGUUAUUACUGUGACCAUCUGGAGAAUAAUUGAAAAAUGAUUAUCACUGUUAGAAAUGUAGAUUUCUGACCAUUAUACCUGAGAGAGUCCAUUUGGUCAAUCUUGGUUAAUUCAUCCAGGAAAAAAAAACUUUUGUCAUUCUCUUGCCAUGAUAUGUUGAAUUUGGAUAGUCUUUGGUUUUUCUGCAACCUAAUUGAAAAGGCAAACUGAUAAUGAUUCUUUCAGACUUCAUUUUCUUUUCACUAGCUAUAACUUGUGUUCCACUUAUUCUGUUUUUGUUGGUAGUAGUUGAAGUAAUAUUCAAAUCUAACCAAAUCUCUGCUAUUUAAUAGCUUGUAAACUUCUGUAUGUUGCUGUCUAGUAUAGUAUUUCCACAUAACUCAAUUACUUGAUACUAGGGAUUAAUUUCAAUGUUAUUUCCUGCAUUGUCUUCAUUACCUCAAUUUUCAUUAAUAACUUGUUGACUAAAACUGAAUGCAAUGUUGAAGAUGCUGUCUGAUCAGAACACUGUUUGAACUUGGCAUCUUCUGACUGAUCUACAGACCAAGAAAUAUGAUUAACCACUGAACAUUUUUUACUUCAUAGGUUCAGGAUGAAAUUAAAUCCUUUUCCACUUUGCCUUUAGCUAUUUAUAGAUAAUAAUGACCAAUAAAAAUUUCAUAUGAAUUGUUCAUGAAAAUUGACUUCUUAUCCCUCCAUGGUCUUUGGUAUCUUGGCAGUGUUCUUGAGGCUUGGUUGCUGACAUACAAUCCUUUAAUUCCUCUGACUCUGACUUGCUUUUCCGCUUUACCUUAUUUGUUAUUUCAACCACAAAUUUCCUGUCUCUGCAAAUCCUCUAGAUUUUUCUGCAUGCUUCCCAUCUCAGUGAUCAGCCCACUUCUCUACUUGUUCACUUUUUCCACCUUAGCAAAUGUUCACUGCUUUCUAUCAAUAUGAAGUACUUGGAAAUAAAACAUUUUCUUAUAUAGCUAGGUUUAUAAUAUCUGGAAAAUGUGAGCAAGAUAAUAAAUCCAUAACACCUGCAAAGCAAACUUUCACUAAAAUGUAAGACCUCUUUAAGAAUAAGACAACCUCUAUGGAAAGCAGAAUGAGAUUGUUGACCAGGUGUAACACUUUAACAUUAUAAAGUUGGUGAAGUUUGACUGGCAGCAAGAGAAUGGGAGAUAAAUAGAAGGCAAAGAUUUUGUUUCUGAGAUGUAUGCAGAGGAUUAGUUGGACAAUACACGCAACUAAUAAGGGUGUUUUAAGAAAAGCAGACACACAAGAACAUUUACAAAUGAUCACCAAGAAACAACUGUAAUUCCUUGUCCAUGUGCUUGAGAGAAAAACUAGAAUAUCUGAUAGUGACUGGUAAAAUUGAGGACGGCAGAACAAGAAGGAAACAAUGCAGACUGACUGCUUAAUAAACAGUACAAGUACAAAACUUGAGAACACCACUAAGAUAUUAGUUAUUAUUUAAAGACCACGAACCAUGUUCACUAAUGUUGCAAAACGUGACAACUGAAGAAGAAGCACCUACAAACUUCUUUUCGUGCGUGAGCGUGAUAAAAGUAAUAUUGAUACAUAGGAAUAUGCCAAUUUAUAAUGAGAACGUUUGGUCUUUCUAUUCAAUUUUGGGAUGUGAGCGUCACUGGUUGGGCCAGUAUUUAUUACAUGACUUGGUUGCUUUUGAGAAGGUGCUGGUGAGCUGCCAUCUUGUACCGUUGCAGCCCAUGUGCUGAAGGUAGACCCACAAUGCCAUUAAGGAGGAAAUUCCAGGAUUUUGACCCAACAACACUGAAGUAUUGAUUAAAUUUUCUUAUGUGUACUGUCCUCUCCUCUCUACAGGAACAAGAAACUCAGGAAGAAUUAGAAAACCUGCUGUCUCUUCUCAAGCAAUAAACUUCAUUUCUUUACUUCCAGUUAUGAAACAUUUGAAUGGUCUAAUGAUUGAAAUUGGGGAAAGGAAUGGGUUACAUUGAGAACCAAAGAUCAUUUCUUUGGAAUUUGCUGAAAGUUUGCUUCAAUAGGUGUAUUUAUUGAUUCAGCUUGAGUUCAGAGAUUCUGAAAUUAAUCUAAUUUAGAUUGACUUUGAAAAUAUCAAUGGAACUGAAUGUAUUUUUCUGAAAAAUUAUGAUGGGCUAUAUCAGAAAAUAUGGCUUAAGUAGAUUUGUGAUCUCCAUAAUGACUAUAAAAUCCAUGAAAAUGGCUAUUUUUAGUAGUGUACAGAAGGCACUACAAGUGUCUUUUGUCAAGAAAAGUUCCAAAGACAGUAAUAAUGAUUUGAAACUGACAUUCUUUUCUUGUUUUAAACAUUUGAUGUAAAGAAAGGCAUAACUAUCAUCACAUAUAAGGAUUUUCAAAUGAAUUAUAUUUAGACAUGCUGUAUUUAAAAAAAAUGACUAAUCGGUUUUUCCAAAGAUUAAUAAAGUAUAAAAUCGA